This is a messenger RNA of Umbelopsis ramanniana AG, 1488 nucleotides long. RefSeq lists its product as uncharacterized. Gene Ontology annotation, cellular component: preribosome, small subunit precursor. Bases 43 to 1389 code for a protein of 448 amino acids. Gene Ontology annotation, biological process: maturation of SSU-rRNA; ribosomal small subunit biogenesis. The transcript has 5 exons. The record is from RefSeq and is a predicted model, not a curated record. Gene Ontology annotation, molecular function: RNA endonuclease activity. NCBI's taxonomy places the organism in Eukaryota, Fungi, Mucoromycota, Umbelopsidomycetes, Umbelopsidales, Umbelopsidaceae.
AAACUGUUAACGAUCCGAUCUGUCAGCAACGAUCCGUCAAUAAUGGAACACCCCGUCAAUGAUAGCGAGCAGAUAGCUCAAGAUACACCUGUAGUUGAUCAGGAAGUCGCUAAACCACAGCUCGAGAAGGACCAAGUCUUGACCUUGGUCAUUGAUUCCGCUCCACUUCUGAAAGGCACUCCACUUCGACACCUUGCUCAACGAUUCUGCACCAUUCCCGAGGUCGUUGGUGAAAUCAGAGAUAAGAAUGCCCGUGAGCACAUUAAGAAACUGCCUUUUGAACUUGAGCUCAUCACUCCUUCCGAUGAAGCUAUCAAAGCAGUUGUCGACUUUUCUCGCAAAACCGGUGAUUUCUCCACUCUCUCCAGCGUUGAUUUGAAGGUGCUUGCAUUGACCUAUAUGCUGGAGGUGGAGGCCAAUGGCACCGCUAGACUUAGAACUGAACCUGUCAAGACAAAGGUGAAUAAGAAGCCCCGUCAACCUGCUCAAGCACCAGAAGAUGUUGAGGAUGAAGAAGAAGAAGCACAAGACGAUGAUGAUACUUGGGAGGUUGCAGGUCGAGGCAAGAACAAGGCUCACCGUCGUCCAGUAGUACCACAUGCAGCUCCUACGCCUACCCACGUCACAGAGGCAUUGAAGGACCUUAAAGUAGAGGAUAAAGCAGAGGAAAUCCCUACAUCAUCCGAUGUUACUGACGCAAAGGAGACGACCGAUGCUCCUGCGGAGGAUGUCGAAAUCCAGAUUGGUGAGGAUGAUGAUGAGGAUAGUGAUGCCGGUGAAUGGAUUACACCAGAGAACGUGGUUCAAGUUAAAGCUGCAGAGCUGGGACACAAGUCCGAGGGUAAAGUCAGUAAAUUCCAAGUCAUGCAAGUUGCUUGUAUCACUGCGGAUUUUGCAAUGCAGAACGUUCUCCUUCAAAUGAACCUCAAUCUCGUUUCUACUGAUGGUAUGCGAGUGAAGCGUAUCAAGAAUUGGGUCAUGAGAUGCCAUGCUUGCUAUACUGUUACCAGCGAUAUGGAUAAGAAAUUCUGUCCCAAAUGCGGUAAUUCUUCGUUGAUGCGCACAUCCUGCAGUACCGAUCAGUAUGGAAAUGUGACCUAUUGGCUCAAGAAGAACUUCCAAUACAAUUUGCGAGGAACGAAGUACAACAUCCCGAAACCUCAAGGUGGUACCAAAGCUAACAACAUCGUUCUUCGAGAGGAUCAAAAGGAGUAUAUGAAGGCUAUGAACAGCCGACGAAAAAAGAAGCAGGUCAAUGCUUUUGAUCCAGAUUUCAUGCCUAGCUUUAAUUUGAACCCAGAAAAGCAAAUCAACAGCAAUAUGUACGGUACCGAGACCAUUGGAUUUGGUCGUAAAAAUCCAAAUGCCACUUCCAGACGAAGACGGUAGAUAGACAGACCAUUUUCUAAUUGUAUUUUUCAUCCAUAUCAAUCACACACAAUCAUGCAAAUAAUACCUAUCAUUUUCGAUGUUUCGUUGUCACUCUGA